Messenger RNA from Hippopotamus amphibius kiboko, 1591 nucleotides. RefSeq names its product stromal cell derived factor 4 (gene SDF4). Gene Ontology annotation, molecular function: calcium ion binding. Gene Ontology annotation, biological process: calcium-ion regulated exocytosis. NCBI's taxonomy places the organism in Eukaryota, Metazoa, Chordata, Mammalia, Artiodactyla, Hippopotamidae. The transcript is spliced from 7 exons. The record is from RefSeq and is a predicted model, not a curated record. Bases 176 to 1243 code for a protein of 355 amino acids. Gene Ontology annotation, cellular component: endoplasmic reticulum.
UCGCCCCGCCCCCGCGCCCCGCCCCUUCCCGGAAGGAAGAUGGCCGCGGCCUAAGCGGAGGCCCUUCGGAGCCGUCGCGGGCGCUCAGGCCGCGCUGGGCGGAUCCUGGGUGCGGGGAGGGAGGCCGCUCCCAGCCACACUCGCAGGCCAUUUCGCAGCGCAGACCCCAGUGGCCAUGGCCUCCAGGCGGGCUCCGCUCUGCAGCCUGGCUCCACGCCGCCUCUGGCUCCUGGGGCUUGUCCUUCUGAUGGACGCAUCUGCCCGGCCCGCCAACCACUCGUCUGCUCGCGAGAGAGCAGGUAACAGGGAGGAAAACGAGAUCCUGCCCCCGGACCACCUGAAUGGGGUGAAGCUGGAGAUGGAUGGGCACCUCAACAAGGAUUUCCACCAGGAGGUCUUCCUGGGCAAGGACACGGGUGGCUUUCAGGAGGACACGGAGCCUCGGAGGAGCCGGCGGAAGCUGAUGGUCAUCUUCUCCAAGGUGGAUUUGAACACUGACAGGAAGAUCAGCGCCAAGGAGAUGCAGCAUUGGAUCAUGGAGAAGACGGCCGAGCACUUCCAGGAGGCCGUCGCGGAGAGCAGGGCGCACUUCCGUGCUGUGGACCCCGAUGGUGAUGGCCAUGUGUCCUGGGAUGAGUACAAGGUGAAGUUUCUGGCAAGCAAAGGCCACGACGAGAGAGAAGUUGCUGUUAAGAUACAGAAUCAGUGGGACCUGAACGUCGACGAAGAGACACAGGAAGUCCUGGAGAACCUCAAAGACCGCUGGUAUCAGGCGGACAACCCGCCCCCGGACCUGCUGCUGACGGAGAGCGAGUUCCUGUCGUUCCUGCACCCCGAGCACAGCCGCGGCAUGCUGCAGUUCAUGGUCAAGGAGAUCAUGCGGGACCUGGACCAGGAUGGUGACAAGAAGCUCUCGCUGUCCGAGUUCAUCUCUCUACCCGUGGGCACCGUGGAGAACCAGCAGGGCCAGGACAUCGACGACGGCUGGGUGCGAGACAGGAAGAGAGAGUUCGAGGAGCUCAUCGACGCCAACCACGACGGGGUCGUGACCCUGGCGGAGCUGGAGGACUACAUGGACCCCAUGAACGAGUUCAGCGCCCUCAACGAGGCCAAGCAGAUGAUCGCCAUCGCGGACGAGAACCAGAACCACUACCUGGAGCCCGAGGAGGUGCUCAAGUACAGCGAGUUCUUCACGGGCAGCAAGCUGGUGGACUACGCCCGCAGCGUGCACGAGGAGUUCUGAGCCCCCCGCCCCGCCCCCGCGCAGCCCCGCGCGCGGCCUGCACGUCGGCUCCCCCGUCAUCGCUGCAUCUCACUUCUGAGAACUCGGGCCCUGCUGCCGGAGGCACUGACCACAUCAGGGCCCGCGGGCUCGCCGCACCGUGGGAGAGGACGCAGCUCCCGCGUUUCCUUGAAAACGGAAGGAUGACGGCUUUGCUGGAGACCAGCAGCCGGCGGCUGGGGGCCGGGGGUGGGGCGGGGCCGGGAGGGGCGUGAGAGCCACAGGCCCCGCGGUGUUCAGUCUGCGAGGAAAUGCCAAUGCUGGUGACAGGAAUAACAAUGUACUUGAAAACAGAGUUGCCUUCUUCUC